UUCCCUGCGCUCUGUCUGGCCACGCAAAUAUAAAAGCCAGAUUUGGCACUCAAUGGUGGAUCUGUGACUUUGGUGUCUCGUGUGUGUUGGUGGCUCACGUUGGACUUCUUCUCCGUCUUGCCCAGGAAACAAAUUAUUCGUCCACUUUGGCCGCUUUCUUCGUGUUCCAGAUUUCCGUCUUGCAGAAUGUCCCGUCAUCUGGUCGUGAUUGCGCUCUGUUGCACAGCUCUAUACCUUGUUUGUGGCAAGACACUACGCAGGCAAAAGCGAUGGGAAGAAUUUCCGGACGUGGAAUUCCACUUUGACUGCAGCGACAAGCCCAUCGGAUUCUACGCAGACAUGGAAUUCGACUGCAAGAUCUUCCACAUGUGCGACGCCUACGGACGCCGAGUCCCUCACAUUUGCGCCAAUGACACAGCCUUCAACCAGCGAUAUCGAGUCUGCGACUGGGAGUACAACGUCAACUGCCAGGACUCGCCCAACUUUUACUACCUCAACGACCUCACCUACGAGACUGAACCUCCUACCAAAGCCUGAGACCAUCGGUCCCAUGACGGCGCAUGCCAGCCCCCCCGACACACUUGUUCCUUCCUUCCAACUCCAACUGGACAGGACCAGAUGUCGCUACCAUCGUUCUACGAGGAUGCCUAGACUACAUCCCGGAGUCAUUCUCGCGGUUUAGUUAGUUUCUUAGUUUCUUAAGAUAAGAUGCGUUUAAUUUUAAGGGAUGUUCUUUUGUUUGUUUUAUGCAAUUACAGAAAUUAUUGAGAAAACCUAGGAAUCUACUUGGAACCUUGGUCAGCUGGAUUGGGGGCGACUGUGUCGUCAAAAGGAACGAAUUCUGUUAUUUAUGAGCUACGAUGAAGUACAAGAGAAGGGGAAGGGACGGAUUGCGGAACGCUAAGAUCACCUUUCCAUGCGACCAGAUCGGUGUUCUUCAUGAGGUCGCUCAUCACAGCCUGCAAAGAAUUCUGGAUGUACAGAUGUCAGGAUUCCUCCCCUCAGUGCCAUCACAAGGACCAAUACACCGUAUUACGGCAGAGUUUGACAAUAAACGAAACAAAAGAUACCCAUACUUUACCAACUCGGAGGACCGAAUGUUGAGAUCUGGUGCAUGGAAGGUGAAGCCGGAAUGCAUUCAAUACAAAUAUUGAGGAUUUGCAUCUCUUUUCUUUCUUUCUUUUUUUCAUCGCUCCAAGGAAUCAGUUACGUGUCUCAUGUACAUAGAGUCUGUCGUUAUCGUUAUAUGUUUCUUAUCAGAUUUUAUUCCUUGUCCAGGUGCUUUGUUGUUUGUUGAAAGAUCAUCACAAUCCAUAUUAAGUGUUUAUUCAAAAUCAAAUGUGAAAAUAAGAAAAUAAAAAGAAAAGGAAGAAC
Messenger RNA from Ornithodoros turicata, 1374 nucleotides. Its product is annotated as U-scoloptoxin(01)-Er1a-like. The transcript has 4 exons. The record is from RefSeq and is a predicted model, not a curated record. The coding region runs from base 187 to 537 and encodes 116 amino acids. Gene Ontology annotation, cellular component: extracellular region. Lineage: Eukaryota; Metazoa; Arthropoda; Arachnida; Ixodida; Argasidae. Gene Ontology annotation, molecular function: chitin binding.